Molecule: messenger RNA, 1367 nt
Organism: Pygocentrus nattereri (red-bellied piranha)
Lineage: Eukaryota; Metazoa; Chordata; Actinopteri; Characiformes; Serrasalmidae
Exons: 10
Coding region: 187-900 (237 amino acids)
Source: RefSeq, a predicted model, not a curated record
ACCAGGGCUGACCUAGAAGCUACUAGGACGAACUCAAAAAUUGAGCGGUUUUCAUGAAGCGACGAUACAACUCAAGUUAAGGUCAAUUGUAAUCAACUGUCAUCAUCCACUGCCAAAGAAACCUAGGAAAGGCCACCGUUUUCAUGAGAGACGACAAAAGCCAGGACAGCCUUUGUUUUUAGGACCAUGGGAUUGCAUUGUUUGGUGUUACUGAUUCUCCUGGGUCAGCCUUUUGUUAUACAGUCUGUUUUUCAACAGGUAGAUGUGCUUUGUGAUCAUAAAAGCAAUGUAACAACAGCAUGCCUUCUUGAUGAUUCCUGCCGUUGGAAAGCUGACUUAGCAUCUUGUCACACUUUACAGAUGCACUGCAUUGACAACAAUGUUUGGGAAAGUGACACAUUCUGUACUUCAAGUAAAGAAUGUGGAUUCUCAAAUUUUCCAGACUUUCUUAUCGGCAUUGCAGACUGUGAAAUCACAAAAGACAAAAACAAACAUGAAAUUAAAUGUCAGCUCAAUGUGGAAUGUGGACUUGCAAAGCACAUCUGUGCGACUCCAAAAGAAUGCCACUGGAAUCCCAAUGAGCAGUUCAAGGAAAUCAGUGAUGCACGAUGCGUCCUUCAGCAUGAUGUGAGCCACUGCAUCAAAGUGAAUCCAAAACUGAACUUGACAGAAGACCUAAACUGCACCAUAACAUCUUCAAAAAACCACCCAAACAGUGCAAAAGACAUUGGAGGUCAGUGUGACAACAAGCCAUCAGAGGGACAAAGUCAUGGAUGUAUCACAAGCAUUGCAUUCAAUGUAAUACUUGGGAUUAUUGUGAUAAUGACUCUCACUCUCACAAUAUGGUGUAAAAGGGUAGGUACUUUGUAUUGUCAUUUCCUUCACAAAUUGAUGGGUUAAUUUAGUACUUUUGCCUCUGUUGUGAUUGCUUACGCUUCCAUCAAACAUUCCGUGCAAUGCAUUUUUAUUCUAGUUUGAAAAAAAUAUAUUCAUGUGUGUAUUUGUCAGAUAAUACUCUAAAUGCUUUUAAGUGCUCACCUCUAAACUGACUUUAUAUAUUGGUUUCCUUUUAGAUGAAUCAAAGGAGAGGCCAAGAGAGGCCAAGAACAUAAUAUUAAUACAAAUCAGUUUUUGUAAUUGGCAAAAAGCUCAGCUGGGUACAGGUUUAUUGAUAGUAAUGUUUUUUUUUUUGUUUGUUUUUUUCUGCAUAGUAUUUCCUCUCUCUCAUCUUAUUGGUUAUGAGUAAAAUUAGCGAGAGCUCCACCUCCCGGAUGUUUGCGUUACAGUGCUCUCAGUUAAUCCAAAAUGUUAAUAAACCUCAAGAAAGUACAUUUGCAUUUAAGAAAGUAAAAGUGAAGUUGUGUUUU